AAGAAGCGCUCAAACCCAGCAUCAUCGUGCUCAUCUUCAUCAUCCUCAACCGCGCUCUUUAGGGCGUUAUAAGCGUCUCUUAGCGGGAUCGUGUCCUGUGCUACUUUACAGAUAAAGUUACUCAGCAGGAGGAAGUUAAUCGUCUUUGUUUUUUUCCCCAGAAAAAAAGCAAGUUCAGGAUUUCUGAGCCAUCAUUUCCUAUACGGUGCCCAUCAUACAGAGCAGGAGGUCUAAAUCUGCAGAAUGUAGAUUCUAUAUCAACCACCAAGGAUCUCUCUCCCAUAUUGUUGCCUUACCUCAGAAUGUCCAUAAAAUGCAUUUGUGAUCCUGUUAUGAAUGGAACUGAAUUUGAUUUCACUCCAUGCAACAUCUCUUCAUUUAACCACACUGGUAAUGGGAGUGGAUUUUGUCAGCCCCAAACAAUGGAAGAUAUCCUGCUCAGACUCCUUGGACCAAGGAGGUCUCCAUUUUUCCUCCCAGUGACAUUAACCUACAUAUUUAUCUUUGUCACUGGUGUUUUGGGGAAUCUUCUUACUUGUACAGUGAUCACUAAGCACAAGAAGAUGAGAACACCUACCAACCUGUACCUCUUCAGCCUGGCCAUAUCUGAUUUGCUGGUGCUGCUGUUUGGAAUGCCUCUGGAGAUAUAUGACCUGUGGCAAAACUACCCUUUCCCAUUUGGUGAGAUCAUUUGCUGUUUCAAGAUAUUUUUGUUUGAAACGGUUUGCUUUGCAUCUGUGCUUAAUGUCAUGGUUUUGAGCAUUGAACGCUAUGUGGCUGUGGUCCACCCACUCAAGACUCGAUAUGCCAUCACCAACAAACAUGCACAGAGGGUUAUCGGAGGGGUUUGGGCUGUGUCUCUGGUCUGUGCCAUCCCUAACACCUCCCUCCAUGGCUUACAUUAUUAUUAUCUACCUGAGAAGGUCCUUGAGUCAGCCACCUGCAACCUUCUCAAGCCCCAGUGGAUUUAUAACUUGGUGAUCCAGGUGACCACCAUUCUGUUCUACUUUAUACCCAUGACAGUGAUUAGUGUGCUCUAUAUAGUAAUAGGGAUAAGGCUUGGCAGGGAGCAGAGGCAGAAGGGUAGGAAAGUGGGGAAAAAUUGCAGUGCAGACACCAGUUGGAAGAUACAAGUUGAGAGUGGACGGAAGAGGCAAAUCACCAAAAUGCUAUCUGUUGUGGUGCUGGCCUUUGCUAUCUGCUGGGCUCCAUUCCAUAUUGACAGACUCUUGUGGAGUUUCAUCACUAAUUGGACCGACCACUUGCACAACAUCUUUGAGUACGUGCAUAUCCUUUCCGGCGUGUUGUUUUACCUCAGCUCUGCCAUCAAUCCUAUAAUCUACAACCUUCUUUCCAGCCGCUUUCGGGAACGAUUUUUUGAGCUGAUGUGUAGGCACCCACAAGUCAACACUAGACGGAGCAGCUCUCCACCCUACAGCAAGAGGAUUUCUUUCCUUAAAAGCCAUGAGGCUCUCAGAGCCAACGCUCAGGGCCACAGUAACUAUUCAAAAGGGCCCCAACCCUCUGUUAUCCUCGGCACUGGAUGGGAACAGGAGCUUGACACCUCCUUUAUGUAACAGAGUGUAGGGUUUGUUGUACUGUCGUCAACAUUGACCAUUUUUUUAUUCAGUGAGGAGAGGUAGCAUUCUCUGCCAAUUUACGUUUUUUAAAUCCGUGAGAAAACAAAAUGAGAAAGUGUCAAUGUUCAUGUUAUGUGUAUGUUUUUUGAAUGCUGCAAAAACAACAAAAAUAAUAUCGACAAAAACAGCUUUCCUUUAACUUCAUUGUAUAUUUCUACACAACUACUGGUAGUAAGAACAUCAUUUCCCUAUACAGUCAAUUAAGUGUGCACAAUAUGACAGAAUUAUCAUUUCACAGUAUUUCACAAAAUUUAUCAAGGUGUUUAAAACACAUUUAAAAACAUGGAAAUUACCUUCACUGAGAGUCUUAUAAAAUAGAUACACAAAUAAUUCAAAACUGAACAAUACAUUUUCCAUUAUUCUAUCAUUCUUUGUUAGAAUUUUACAUGAAAAGAUUAAGUACAAAUUUUAUGCUAACGUUAGAAUUUUGUCAUAUUAACCAGCUCUAAAUGCUAGGGGAAAGAACACAUCAUUGUGAAAAGGAACAUUGGUUAUCUCAUGUUAAAAAGUGUUUUGUCUCUUAACAAUUUUGGAUUCCUCAAUGAUUAUUGUUUUCUUUUUUCAUUGUGGUUUUCUGCUACAGUGUGAUAUAAUGCAUACAAAUAAUCAGUGCUCUGCUAUGUUCAAUAUUUUGCGCUGGUUUGGAAAAAAAAAUACAAGUGAGCUUUUUGAAAGCACUGUAAUAGAGGUUGAACUGGUUUUAUUGAUGGACUAUGCUCCGCUAAUGGACAUCAGUUACCUUGGUAGCAAAAUGGUGGGCCAAUUUUGUUUUCAAGGAUAUGAAAGGGACGAUAGCAAGAGAGGUGAUGCCUGGCUUUUUGUCUGCAGUAAACAGAUGAACAGCUAUUUGAACAAAGAUGAUCUUUCAGACAAAGACAUUAAAGGUGCAUACAGGUAAUAAAACCCCACAGAAUUGGCUGUGCAUGACUUAUAGAUUUAUUGUCCAUGGGUACAUCUGUGUGCAUCAUUGCUGACUAUAAUGGUGUGAAGUUUCUCAUUCAAA
This is a messenger RNA of Tachysurus fulvidraco (yellow catfish), 2643 nucleotides long. RefSeq names its product neuromedin U receptor 3 (gene nmur3). The transcript has 3 exons. Gene Ontology annotation, biological process: G protein-coupled receptor signaling pathway. Gene Ontology annotation, cellular component: plasma membrane. Lineage: Eukaryota; Metazoa; Chordata; Actinopteri; Siluriformes; Bagridae. The record is from RefSeq and is a predicted model, not a curated record. Gene Ontology annotation, molecular function: neuromedin U receptor activity. The coding region runs from base 303 to 1577 and encodes 424 amino acids.